AUGAUUAUAUUAUUUUCUUCUAUAUUUAUUAUUUUUUUCUUUUUUGCUUUUCGAGGACUAAUUAGAAGAAUUAAAGUUAAUAAUCUAGAACAUAAAUCUGUGUUAAUCACAGGGUGUGAUUCUGGAUUUGGAUUUGAUUUGGCUAUAAAAUGUUUUAAUAAAGGAUUGUGUGUUUUUGCUGCUUGCCUUAGUGAUGAGGGAAUGAAAGCACUUGAAAAAGAAGCCUCAAAACAAAAAGAGAAAGCAAAUGGAAUUCUACAUUUAUUUCAAAUGGAUGUUAGAAAUGAAAAAUCCGUAGCCAAUGGUCUUAAAUUUGUAGAAUCAAAAUUGUCGAACAAUACAGGAAUUCAUGCACUUGUCAACAAUGCCGGAAUUGUUGGCAAUACUGCAUGGGAUGAUUGGCUUGUACCAGAUGAUUAUCAACAAGUUUGGGAAGUUAACACUAUGGGAAUGAUAAGAGUAACUCAAUUAUUCAAACGUUUAAUUAAAUUGGAAAGAGGUUCGAGAAUUAUUUUUAUGGCCAGUACAUGUGCCCGUGUUGCUAUACCUACACUUGGACCUUAUAAUGUUUCGAAAUAUGCUAUAGAAGCUUAUGCAGACACAAUCCGAUCUGAAUUAUUAAUUUUUGGUGUUAAAGUUUGUAUAUUAGAACCAGGAUUCUUCAAAACUCCCCUAACUAGCGUUGAAAGAAAUUUGGCAAUGUUUGAAAAACUUUGGUUAAGAGCUUCAGAAAAUGUAAAAAAUGAUUAUGGGCAACAACUUUACGAAUUUAGUAAAAAGAAUUUAUUAUUUCUCAUUGACCCAAAAAAUCUAAGUUCCAAAACAGAACUUGUUGUCAAUGCUUAUUGGGAAGCAAUUAGUUCUGAAUGGCCUAAAAGAAGAUAUCAAAUUGGAAAUGAUUUCAAUUUUUUCUUUUUACCCUUUGCUUGUUUGCCCGCAGAUAUUCAGGAUCUCUUUUACAAAUUAGCUUCAAUAAUUAUUCAAACACCAAAACCUCAACUUUUAAUUAAUUUAAAUAAAUUUAGAGAAAUUAAAAUAACUAAGGAAGAUGAGAAAAGUGAUAAAUUUACAAAAAUUAAUGGAAAUUAG
Messenger RNA from Meloidogyne enterolobii, 1089 nucleotides. NCBI's taxonomy places the organism in Eukaryota, Metazoa, Nematoda, Chromadorea, Rhabditida, Meloidogynidae. The record is from the annotation of a GenBank genome assembly.